Messenger RNA from Paramecium tetraurelia, 1263 nucleotides. RefSeq lists its product as uncharacterized. The transcript has 2 exons. The record is from RefSeq and is a predicted model, not a curated record. Lineage: Eukaryota; Ciliophora; Oligohymenophorea; Peniculida; Parameciidae.
AUGAAUUUAACAAUUGAUGGCAAACAAAAAGUGAACUAAUUUUUACGAUUACUAAAAAUCUUUUCAUAUCCACUUAUCAUAUGCGAUUGUGAAAAAAUGUAAUUCUCAGAAAUGCCUGAGAAUCAAUCAUUCAAUGAAUUCAAUAAGACAGAUUCCCCUGCAUUUUUUGCAUAACUAGACAAUGAUUUCUUUACUCAAUUCCAAACUUAGAUCAGAGAAAACCACCUGUUAUUCACUUAACCCCAUUUUUCAAACAUUGAAUUAUAGUAAGAAGUCUCCAUACUUAAUUCAUAGUUAAAGUAUAUAUGCUCCUAUAUACCAACUGAUAUCAUAUACAAAUCAAUAAAACCAUUAAUCAAAUCACAAAUCAAACAAUUAAAACUAUCCUUUGCCUAUAUGAUUUCGGAUUCAUAUCAAGAGGACAAAAAAAUUUAGUUACAAUUUAUGAUCGCCACCUAUUCUGAAGAUGGUUAUUUUACUAUCAUGAAGCCUAUAUCUUAAUUAACUCCUAGAAUAUUCGACUUACCACUCCUGUAAAAUAAAGUUAUCAGCUUCAAUUAUUUAAGUUGCAAAACAAUACUAACACAGAUGAAAUCCCACUCAAUUUAAUUGAAUUUUAGUUCAGAUAAUAUUCAAUUUAAUCCAAUAUCGUUUGACUCAGAAUUAGUUGAAAUUCCAUCAAAUACUUUGAGUCAUUAUGACUAAGCAUUUAUAGAGAAUGUAUAUGGAGAACUCUAAAUAGAAUUGAUAUACUCAAGAACAUACAUUCCCAUCUUUAAUUUUAGUCAAAAAUACAAAUUAGACUGUUAAAUUUAUAUCAACCCUUCAAAACAAUUUAAUAAUAAAAAUGCUAUUUUCUAUUUUGUUUAUAAUUAGUAAUACAUGAUGCUUUGCAGUAGACAAUAAGCAAUAGUCAACAAUUAAAGUAAACCUUAGGCUAAAAUAUUCCACAAUCCAGAUUUGAUCAAAGAAAUUUAACUAAUUAACAGUAGUAUUAAAUAGAAUAAGGCAGACUUGUAAUAUCCUACCACUCAUCAUAAAAAUACCUCAAUAUACAUUUAUGACAACCCUCCCCUUAAAAUGGUAUGUUCUGAUGUUAUGGACAGUAAUACUAAAAUAUACCAUCAACAAGAGCCUUUGCUAUUUGUGCCUCCAAAAGUGACGGGAUCUAUCAGUUAAGCUAUAUAAGACUUUAUGACACGCUAAUCUUGUCAAUAACUUAAUGCCACUUCAUAAAAAUAUUCAAAAAGUUUUCAGAACUGA